CAAAUGCCGUGGCCACUGGACGGGGGAAGGGAAGCUGAGAUUGGAGGGAGAAACAAUCAGAAACUGAGCCUUUUCACUUUUUAUCCUGCUCACUCUGCCAAGAAGAACAAACACACACGAGAGAACUUGUGUACAUAUGACAGUCCCUUCUCAGGAUUCUGGCAAAACAAGUCUUAUAUCUAUGACCCACAUCUCACUGGACACCUGCAACUCCUGCUCUGGAAGUCCACUGCUGCUUCACAUGAGCCUAAAGACAUAACCCAGCAGAGACCUAAAGCUGCACCUGUGUCUGGAUUUGUUUAUUGAGCACUAAAAUAAUGACGUGUCUCAGACGGGGAGAGCCCAGCCCUGAAAAGCAGUGUCAUCAGCCAGCAUCUGUGUACCUCUGAUGGGGCUGAGGAGUGAACCCACCGGCAGAGGAAAGAGACCAGUUUCCACCUAACUUCUGUGUACACGCUCAAGGUUAGACUUUGGAGUACCUAAUCAAGCCAGACUCCACACAAUCAUCGCCAUAGCAAAGAGCUGCAGAACAUGGAAUUCUAUUGGCAGUGAUGAUGGUUUAGUGAAAUCAUACUGAUGAGUGACACCGAGUAUACGAGAAGAACAUCAGAAAGGCUUAGAUACUUGCAGUCACUACAAAUGUGCACUACAGAAACCAUGGCGGUCGUCCUCGCGUUAGCUCCUCAGCCCAUUUUUGUCCAUGACUUCAGAAGCCUGUAGAGUCCAGGAUCAGGAACACAUGCCCCAGCCCACACACAUGUAUGCAAUGGAAGAAGACAUCGAUGUCACAUCACAUCCUGAGGGUCUAAACGGUCUGUCCAGUGAAUGUAAACCAUCAGAGGAGAUCACCAAUGGACACUCCAAUCAUAAGCCCGUCAUGAAUGGUAUAAUUAUUGGCCAUAAUGUCAAAGACCACACCAACGGCAGUGCGCCACUCACAUCUCUGCCGAUUUCAGCACUGAAGCAGAACGGUCUUCUGCAGACCCUGACGGCAGGGGGGGACCAACCUAAACCUUCAGAGGAAAAUGUGGAGUUAGAAAAGGCCAGGCAGGAGUGGGAGGCCCUGGAAAAUGUUCAACCAGCUUUCACUGAGGACUCAAGCCCAAGCCCACUUAUCUCCUUCAAUGAAGCCCUGCAGUACUUCCAGACCACAGACCUCGGGGAUUUGCUAAAGAAUAUCCAGCCAACCAUUCGCAGGACUGGUCUGGCUGCUAUCGCACACUUCCUCUUUGGACCUCCACGGCUUCAUCGGGAACUCUUGGAGGAGCGGGAUCUGGUCUUUGCCAUUGCACAGUGCCCCGUGGACAACAGCCAAACCGUCCACAUGCGCGUCCUCCAAACCAUUUAUAAGAAGCUCGUCGGCAGCAGACUGGACUGUCCUCGCUACGGCGUGCACUGGGAAAACAUCGGCUUUCAGGGUACGGACCCAGCGACUGACCUACGCGGCACUGGCUUCCUGGGACUGAUGCAUACUCUGUACUUUGUGAUGGAUCCAGAGACUUUGCCACUGGCUAGAGACAUCUACAAGUUAUCCCAACACCCUACACAGAACUUUCCAUUCAGCGUGAUGUCGAUAAACAUGACCCGCAUCGCUCUGCAAGUACUCAGAGAGGAGGCCUUGUCCAAGGAGUGCAAUCGUCGUCAGCAAGUGGUCGGCGUCCUGAAUGAGUUUUACGUUGCCACGUAUCUGCACCUUUACCAGCUGUGGAAGACCCAACACAAGACCAUCGCUGACUCUGGUUUUGUACUGAAAGAAGUGGAGCUGUUUGCCAAAAAGAACCCCAAGCAGAUGCUACGCCGACUCGAGGUCUUCCUGAAAGAGAGGCAGGCAGUCGGGAUCCCCUGUGGGACGUCAUCAGACCCUCAGGCCCAACAGCCGUCUCCCGGCCUGGGGGAGCGAGCGGCCAGAGCCGUGGUGGGACAAGGAAGCAAGGGGAAGGAGAUGCACUUCACGGGAGUGUGUGAUCUACCACCAGACAUGGAGGGAGAGGCCAGACUCAUCUAAGCUAGACUCUGCGUGAGUGUGCGUGUGAGCAAUCCUGCUUGUGGGUGUGUCUGUUAGCGUAUUCCGAGUGACUAACUCAGAGAGUUAGAAGAACCCCCGCCAGACCCUGGUCUAGGACCUGCUAUCUGAACCUUUUCAAACACUUCCACUCUCUCCCUUGCUGCUGGGGUGUUGCACUUUGAUCACAUUAUGCUUUCAGAGUUAUAUUUCCUUUUUGUGUGUGUAUGUAUGUGUGUGUGCGUGCGCCUGUUUUGUUACAUACAUUUGUUUGUUUUUUUUAACAGAAAACAAAGAACGGCGGACUGUAGAGUGUAAAGAUAACGUGUCAUAAAAAUCAAGAAAGUGAAUUUGCACUUUUCUGCGGAUUUCAGCCAAAUAUGAAUUGUUACUCGUCGCCUGCCUAGAAAUCCAAAACAUGCACACCUGUGUUCCCACGGUCUCUGCCAGGUGAUGUUAGCAUCGCAACGAGCAGCCGAUAUCAAAGGCUAAUGCUAACGGCCCACGCUGCAGCUGACGGGCAGCAUUAUAAGGUUUAAGUGAAGUAAAAAGAAAAAAUUCAAAUCCCUUUUAUGGAGUUUUCUCUCAGCAGAUUUCUCUCAGCUUUUGUGCGGCGAACAGACGUCGUUCUCAGAAUUCUCACACGCUAGUCUUUGAAUGCAGCGUGCUUCGAAGGUCUACUCCCCUUUGCAUCUCCGCGUGAUUGAAUUGAACGUUAUUGUGACAGAUGUCGGACGGUCAGUCCACGUGUGUGGUGGUAAAGCCAGUGAUGGUGUGAUUGACUUAGUCCAGAGGUCCCGCCUAAUAUGGGGGGGAAUAUAUUUUAAAUAAUUUAAAAAAAGAACUAAUCUAGUCCUUUGUGAAGGGACGUCCUUCAUAACCUCACCGUUAUGAGUAAAAGCACUUCAGAGUUUGUUAUUAAACUGAGGCUCCGUGACCGUGUGAGGGAUUUUCAACACUGUUAUUAGUCGAUCUUAAAGUCUUUUCAUGGUGAAAGCCAACGAGACGUCCGUGUGUCUGUGCUUGGUCCCGGCUUCAUUCAAAGGUCUGGUAUGAGCUUUCUCUACAUUCCGUUACAAAGCAUGUGAUUGUAAUUUUUUUGACCAGUUUAGAAAUGUAUUCUAUUGUGUGUAUGGGUGUGUGUGUGUGUGUGUGUUUGUGUGUGUGGUACCAAAUGGAUCAGCUGAUAUUGAUGAAGGAUGCCUCCCCUUGGAGAUGUAUGGUACAGUAUGCAAUCCCAGCUCUCACUCAAUGAUAAUCAAAAACGAUAUGUGCUGUGUAACGAUAGAAAUCGUUCUUUACUUCAGGGUUUGUGUGUGUGUGCGUGUGUGUGUGCGUGUGUGUUGUAUGACAGGAACAGACUACAGAUGGGGCGCUUUCCGUAGCACAAAAGAAGUCCGCUUUACUAAGUACUUGAUCCUCGGAGCUGCAGAUUUGUAAUUGUACAAUUACCGAAUGCUCGUCGUAAAUCAAGGAGCAUAUUCUGCAGCCUGGAAUGGGUCCAGCUCCUCAGCAGAGCACGCGGCUGCGCUGUGCUGACGCGAAACCGUCUCCCGUUGUCGUAGUCUCAGUCUGUAGCAUGUUCAGGUAGCACUAGUACUGUAGCAUCUUAUAUCCUCCUCCUCUUUGUAAAGCUUGUUGAUGUCAUGUCUCAGUUACACUCUGUAGUGUCAGUGAGUGAGCAAACUGUUACUACUAUAGCACAUCCAUUCCAUGUUUCCAUUACGCUUCCUCCGGUAGACGCACGUGUAGGCGGUGCAGUGUAUGUCCUGCAGAGACGCGGGAACGGCUUGACCUUGUCUUCUAAGAAGGUGACGAUAAAAAAAAAAUAAAAAAAAGUCGCCUACGUCCCCCAGUGGAAUCGUGUGGUCGGUGCUCGUUCUUUUUUCCGUGUGAUGCGGUAAACACAGUCGCCCCGCCCCCGUCAAUGGAUAUAAACACACACACACACGGAACAAUCGCGGGCGUGUAAAUCUUCAAUGUCGACGUCCACUCAGAUCAUCGUUCUCCAUCGCUGUUUGCCACCGUGUAACUUAAAAAAAAAAAUGGAGCUGAUGUACUUUUGCCAAUUGUUUGCGAGUGUUUUGAUUGAUCAGGAACUUUUUGCACUGUUGUAGACCUUUGAUAGGAACGUGUGACGUAUGCAAGCAUAAGCGGGCCUUCAGCGGGUCUUCAUCAUUCAAUAGCCAUAACUACGUUUGUCCUCGCAGCCACGAGUGAGAUUCCCCCUCAUCGCUCUCAGAUGUUGCACCACAGAUAUGAUCUGGCAUUUCGUUUUAUUCCAUUUUAAACUGAGGAGCAGUACAGUGUGUAUGUAAAUCAGGAAGUUUGUAUAUAGAGAAUUAAUGAUUGUAACUGUAUGAUUGUCUGUAGGGCAUUAUACUGAAACACAUUGCUUACCUCAAGACUUGAGACAAAUCUCUCCUUCUCUCCCGAUGUUUGUUUGGUUUUUACGUUUCCUUGUGUGCCCCCCCCCCGACAUUCUCUCUGUCCUAUAAUAACACCUGAAGCACUACAUGAUUACAAACUAACACAAACGCUGGUCAAUGUUCUGUGUAUUCUAUUUAAAGACACAUUUGUAGACACUAUAUAGGCCCACACAUGUUCUGAUGCACAUUUGCAGAUUUAAACAAAAAAAGAAAAAAAAAAAUCCUUUUUAAAAGAAUCUAUAAUUGGCUGAUGUUUACCAUGUUGAAAUAAGC
Solea senegalensis (Senegalese sole) is the source of this 4704-nucleotide messenger RNA. RefSeq names its product ELMO/CED-12 domain containing 3 (gene elmod3). The transcript has 14 exons. Bases 701 to 2005 code for a protein of 434 amino acids. The record is from RefSeq and is a predicted model, not a curated record. Lineage: Eukaryota; Metazoa; Chordata; Actinopteri; Pleuronectiformes; Soleidae.